Molecule: messenger RNA, 1779 nt
Organism: Toxoplasma gondii ME49
Lineage: Eukaryota; Apicomplexa; Conoidasida; Eucoccidiorida; Sarcocystidae
Product: Nucleoside-diphosphatase
Exons: 4
Coding region: 1-1779 (592 amino acids)
Biological process (GO): nucleoside diphosphate catabolic process
Cellular component (GO): membrane
Molecular function (GO): nucleoside diphosphate phosphatase activity
Source: RefSeq, a predicted model, not a curated record
AUGGAGCCACGUAUGCGCUUCUCCUUUCCCACUCAGAAGAACGGUCGACCGUCUCCCGGAUCUCUCAUCCGUCUCCUCUGCUCUGCUUUUCUGUCACCGCUCUUCGUACUAGCUGCUGUUACAUCGCACCAAUUUUCUACUGCACCCGCAGGCGAGACCGCCGUCCUGUACGCGGUUGUGCUGGAUGCUGGAAGCACGGGAACCGGUGUGUUUGUGUACAAUGUCGUGCAUGAAGAGGACAAGUGCCACGGUGGCCUCGGGAGAGUUACUGUUCAAGUGCCCGCACUUGCAUCUGGAAGUGUUCGUCCCGGAAUCUCUGCAUUUGCAAAGGGGCAAGAAAAUGGGCAUUCACGAGGCCAUGCAGCAUUUCCUGACGAGUUGCUCGAAGAGAAGCAGAGGGAAGCCUUCUUCACACCCGAGGCCCACGACUUGGGUGAACAGCAUGAUAUCCUUCUCGAGCAGCAUCUCAGCCAUCUGAAGAGCGGCAGCCGGACACAAGAGGAAGACGAUGAGGAGAAACAUGCCAACACUCGACUCCCCUCUCUCGUAAACAGCGGACUCUCCGAGCUUGUUGACGCUGAAGAGGGAGUAGAAAUGUAUUUGCAGAGACUGCGAGUGGUCGUCGACAAGAUCGUUCAAACGGAAGAACAGAAACAGAGAACAUUUGUUUUUUUUCGAGGCACAGCGGGAAUGCGCGUGCUGUCGGAGGAUCAGAGAGAGAGCUUGCUUGAGGAGAUAAGGGCCGCCUUGUCUACUUGGGGCUUCCAGCUGCCAGAAGGCAGCAUGGGCGCGACAGUUUUGGAGGGGUCAGAAGAGGGCGUCUUGAGUUGGCUCGCGUUGAAUCAACUUCUAGGCAACUUUGACGGAGACAAUCGUCUUAUCGUCGUCGAGCCUAGACACCUGCUGAGACAAAAGACGAAAUGGAACAGCAAGUCUCCUGCAGAGCGAGAGACAAACGAGGCGCUUAAGGGAGAGAUAGAAGCAGGCUCCAUGGCAGCCGAUGAACGCGAGGGUGGAAAGAAGCCGCAAGAGAAAAAACGAGUGGGGCUGAUCGAAAUGGGAAGCACCUCUGCCCAAGUUGUCAUUCAUAUUCCCUCUGGUUUGCGGCCUUCGAGUGUGUACACACCUCUCGCCUCGAAAGUGGAUCUGGUGCCUGAAGCAAGUGGAAGCACGAGACGAUCCAAGACCUUCUUUCCUCCAAUCCGCAGCCAUUCCGCCGCCAGUUUUCCAGGCUCGCCAGUCCAGGAUUUUGUCGAGGUCGACUUGUGCACCGAACGCCACUUCCUGUACGCCAAGAGCUACUUUGGGUUCGGUCGACAACGCGGUGUCCUAGAGCACAUCCACGAGACAGUUCAGGAUGCGCUGGAAGAGCGCAAAACGGCAAUCCGAGAAGGCCGAGCAGCCCCGCCGACGCGAGAGAAUCCCUUUGAAGUGUCGAUCUCUUGUGUGCCUUCCGAUGUUCGCGUGCACGUCCGACCUUCUCACUUGCUCCAGAAGGCUUCCACCGACAGCGCCGUGCCCCUGUCUCUACACGACGACGGAGAUUGGGGAGGCAACGCUGAGUGGAAAAGAGAGACACUCGACGACGCUCGGCAGAAGGGGAGAAACAAGAUCUUUCACCCCGCGGGUGUUCCCAAGACCGACGAGUCCAGUGAAACCCUCAGCUGGCGCAUGCGCCCAGACAGAGGUGCUGGGCUGAUGAAGAGCAUCGACCGAAUCGCAGUGCAAGGCGCUUCGGACGCAGCCGCGUGCAAGGAGGUGCGGAAGAACAGAGAAUAA